Bolinopsis microptera is the source of this 1544-nucleotide messenger RNA. RefSeq names its product 2-oxoglutarate and iron-dependent oxygenase domain-containing protein 2-like. Gene Ontology annotation, molecular function: oxidoreductase activity, acting on paired donors, with incorporation or reduction of molecular oxygen; iron ion binding; L-ascorbic acid binding. Lineage: Eukaryota; Metazoa; Ctenophora; Tentaculata; Lobata; Bolinopsidae. The record is from RefSeq and is a predicted model, not a curated record. The transcript has 9 exons. The coding region runs from base 60 to 1046 and encodes 328 amino acids.
CAAAUAAUUUAACGAUGAAUAGUAAGAUAACUAAGAAUGAGAGGACGAGAUGAGAGAGAAUGAACAAGUUUUACAGAUGUGAAUGUUUUGCCUCACACAAUGUGUUCAUAGCAAAGUACAGACUACAUGUCAAGUACCAGAAUGAGGAACAGUUUUGGAACGACUAUGGAGAUGUCCUCAAAGAGAGAGGGAUGACGGACAGAGGCAAAGUUCUAGAACAUGUCAAAACAGAGGUCCAAAGGCGGCUGAAUCUAGACGACAUGAUCACGAGAAAUACUGAAUAUGCUAAGAAGAACUACACGCCUCUUUACCCUCAGAUUAGAUCAUUCAAGAGAGAGUGGUUUGAUCCUAAGUUUAUAGAACUUGCUGAGGUGUGUGCUGAUCGUCUACUCAGUAAAAGUCAGAUAAUUGACAGAUAUCUCGAUACUAUCGGUGCCGAGAUUUACACGAUCCGAGCGUUUACCCCCCAGUUUUGUUCUCAACUUGUAGAAGAACUUGAUAACUUUAACGAGAAAAUUCUUCAAAGAAGUCGACCCAACACAAUGAAUACUUCUGGGGUAAUAGUGGAGGAGUUUGGACUGCUUGACUUUGUGAACCAGGCUAUAUCUAACCUAUUAUCUCCGAUAUCUAGUGUUAUAUUCCCGGAGUGGUACGGAUCUGGUACUGACUCUCAUAAGAGUUUCAGUCUGAGGUAUGAGCUAGGGAAGGACACUGAGCUGGCUUAUCACUACGAUAACGCGGAGAUCACGUUUAACUUUUGUUUAGGGAACAAGUUCUCUGGAGCUGAAGUCUACUUUACUCAUAUGACGUCUGAGGAAGAUAAGGAGGAGUACUAUGAAGCUGAUCACGUGCCAGGUGUUGUGAUGUUUCACAGAGCUAGACAGAUGCACGGUACACUCCCUCUCCUCUCAGGGUCCCGAUACAACCUACUCACGUGGCUGAGGAGCUCUUCUGUCCGCAACAAGAUGUGUCCAAUGUGCAGAUCAGUCCCUAAACUAGUUCCUUCCUCUCAUAUGGGAGAUGGCUUUACCAUUCCCACCCAGUGAGGUGACCUUUUGUAAAGCAAACACAUUUCAAUACGACCAGGUAGAAAUGGUAGAAAUGUAAGGACCAGUUCCGUCAUUUGUCUUAAACGGAAAUGACGUCCUACCUCAGAUAUUGGUCUGUUGAGAGCUCUGAACUGUUCAAGAAUAAUGAGAUAAAACAUCAGUAUAUACAUUGCUUUACAAGAUUACUUUGAUUUUCAUAUCGUCAUACCUUUUUUCUAGUUUUGGGAAUUUUCGGAAAUAUCAUGUUAUGUGAUUGUUUGUACAUUAUAUUUCAUGACGUAUUGUAGAUAUUUAAAUAUAUUAUUUAAAAAGAUUAAAUUCGAAUUCAAUACCGUGGUUUCAGAUUAUUUCAGUUUAAUAAACACUUGAACUUGGCUCCGGACAUUUUCUCGAUAGUAACAGCGAAGUCUAGUUGUUUGAUUUUUUGAUAUCAACUUUCUGCAACCUUUCAUAGCUGAUUCAUCUGUCUUUACCAUUUUAUCUAAUUUCUCUCAA